Messenger RNA from Striga asiatica, 2006 nucleotides. NCBI's taxonomy places the organism in Eukaryota, Viridiplantae, Streptophyta, Magnoliopsida, Lamiales, Orobanchaceae. The record is from the annotation of a GenBank genome assembly.
UAAUAAUAAUAAUAAUAAUUAAUUAAUUCAAAUUCUAUCCCAACAUCGCAUUAUGUAUAGAAAAGUGGAGAACAGGGCCGUAAUGAUUUUUGGCUUGUUGGUCUUUUUGGCAGCCGAGCCGAUGGUCGGAGCCAUCAGCUGCCCUGACGCCAUAACGAAGCUGAUGCCGUGUCAGCCGUUUCUGCUGGAUAUAGGCAGCAGCGUGAGUGUCCCGUGCUGCGAGGGAGCCCAAUCGUUGAGCCAGCUGGUCGGCUCCAAGCCCGAGGAGCUGAAAGCCGCGUGCAAGUGCCUGAAACAGGCGGCUGCAGCCAUGGGAGUCGACGUGGCAAGAGCAAAACAGAUUCCCGAUCUAUGCAGGGUCGCUGUCCCAGUGCCCAUCGAUCCUAACGUCAAUUGUGACAGGAUGUCAUACCAGAUCGUUUCAACCCGAGAAGUUGACCAACUGAACCGGAUAAACCACCAGGUAGAUCGGAGGCUGAAGGCUAAAAGAGUCGAAGGUGGCAUCGUAGGCAAUGCAGAGCACCAACAGGUUGAGCUAGGGAUCUUAGAAUGUCUGCUAGAAACUCGACUUGAAUAUUUUAAGUUCAGCGGAUCGACUUUGCAGACAGAGCGCGAGCUCAAUGAAGAAGGCGUCCUACCUCAAGUUUUCCGCAAGCUCAAUGUUCUCACUCGCGGCCAAACCAGAAAAAGUCGCCCGCAUAUUAAAUUCUUGAGCGUCGAUAUAGAUUUCUCUAGGCGCACACCAGCUCAUAAACGGAUUUCAGUUGCUGGCGUUGACAAACUGGCCAAGGGCAUAAGUUUUUCUUCGGUCCUGUUCAGUUCUGUGGAUGUUUUUCGUCGGAAUCGUUUUGCUUCAAAAAGUCAUGGCUCAUCUUUGCAAUCAUGGGUUUCAAGGAGGAGGCGGGCUAAAGUUCACGCAACAAUAUUGCAAGAGGAUGAAGAGCAAAUGGUUGUAGAGAAGUCAUUUGAUCCUAAAAGUUUCCCGGAAAAGGAAAAGGAAGGAACCUCUGGUGCGUAUGAUGGGUCGCCAACUUCCAGUGGUUUGGAGAAAUGGAUUAUAAAAUUUGAGCAAUCUGUAAACAUUUUUCUCACGGAGUCAGUGAUAAAGAUCCUCGAUGGUUUGUACCAUGACCGUCAUUAUGCAAGGUUUUAUGUUCUGGAAACUAUUGCAAGGGUUCCUUAUUUUGCCUUUAUGUCUGUACUUCACAUGUACGAGAGUUUUGGGUGGUGGAGAAGGGCUGACUAUCUGAAAGUCCAUUUUGCUGAGAGUUGGAAUGAGAUGCAUCAUUUGCUUAUCAUGGAAGCAUAUAAAUUAAAGGAUCUUAUCCUGGAAUUAGGGGGAAAUUCCUGGUGGGUUGAUCGGUUUCUUGCCCAGCACAUUGCUAUAUUUUACUACUUCAUGACUGCUUUCAUGUAUGCUUUGAGCCCAAGAAUGGCAUAUCACUUCUCUGAAUGUGUUGAAAGUCAUGCAUUUGAGACUUAUGAUAAGUUUAUCAAGACUCAAAAAGAUGAGCUAAAGAAAUUGCCGGCACCUGCAGUUGCAGUGAAAUAUUACACAGAAGGUGACCUGUACUUGUUUGAUGAAUUUCAGACUUCAAGACCUCCCAAUUCUAGAAGGCCGAAAAUUGAUGACGAGGCAGAACAUUGCAAGACGAUGAAAGCGUGUCAAACUCACGGCAACCUUCGUUCGCCCCACUCGUUUUCAGAUGAUAAUGGGGAAUAUGACGAUAAUGAAGGGUGUGUCGUGCAUCAGACUGAUUGCCAAGGCAUUGUUGAUUGUAUACAGAAAUCCGUAAAAAAUCCACCAGCCAACAAAAAUUGAUGCAUUGAAAACCGAAAAAUCUCUUUAAUCUUAAUAUACCAUUCGCCGAUAGGAUACGUAUAUACACACACAUACUUAGAAAGAUAUACACCCAAAGGCAAUACUAUGGGUACACUUUUAUAUUUUCCCUUUGCCCCAGCACUGGUUUAGUUUGCUUAUACUGCCCUCAAUUUUCAUUUCAUCA